Molecule: messenger RNA, 477 nt
Organism: Sphaeroforma arctica JP610
Lineage: Eukaryota; Ichthyosporea; Ichthyophonida
Exons: 1
Coding region: 1-477 (158 amino acids)
Source: RefSeq, a predicted model, not a curated record
AUGUUCCGUUUGCUGAUUGAACCGACGAUGUACCUGAGCAAUAACUGGUUACCAAUGACAUUUGGGCUCAACGACUUGACCUCAGUUACAGUACACAACUCCACCCACGUUGCACAAGAUUACCAAGCCGUAUACAAGCUAAUGAAGACAUUCGAUCGUCUUCACCCCCAUGGUCUGGUGCACUUCGAUACAGACGAAGUAGUGAUGGUGAAACCAGAGAGACGGCCACCGUUAUUGGUCCAUAUGGUGUUACGAGCUGUAACGGUGAGAGCUAUGACCAUACACAUAGAUAUGGGCAUCUCUGACAAGAAGGGGGCUCCGCAUUCCGUCAUGUUAUCAAACACAGGACGAAUGACGACACGGGUAAACUCGAAUACAUUAUACGCUGGCUUGAGGGGGUGUCGACAUGAGAAACUGCUUGGGCAUUCGACGGACACACCGACACGCGUACGUAAACGCCGUCGUGACCAGAUAUAA